AUGGGAAAAUUAUGGAACUUAAUUAAAAAUCAGCUUGUAAUACUCUUAAUGAGUUUGCUUUUGAUUCUUCAAUGUAUUUUUGGUUCAGAAGAAUACUACUAUUUAUUUGUGGUGUUAUUAUUGUAAAUUACUCGUAUGGCUUGGGAGUAUUUUGGAGCAUCUUAAUUUUAAGUGGUACUUAUCAUACAAUAUUUGGGAUACAUGACAGUUCUGUAUUUAAGUAGUUAGAAAAAUAUGUUAUCGUGCAUGUGUGUGAUGUAAAUUGGAUAGACUUUAUUAUUUGAGAAUGAAUUCAUGAGUAAAUGGUUAAUAAUAUUGUUCUCGGUAGGAGCAGAUAUACUUGUGCUAUUUUUAUUUAAGACUGAUGAAAUAAGUCAAAUAUAUUUACCUUGCAUAUCAAUAUUCAUAAAGACAUUAACAUAAUUGAUCAACUAUCCUAAAUAAAAUGGAAACUUUAACUUCAAUUAAGAAAAUUUGUUCGUGGAUAGUAAUCAUCAUUCUACUUACAGAUUAUCAAAGGAUCGUAAUUUUCAUUCUGAUAGUUAACCUCCAACACCAAAAAAUGAACCUUAUUAAGUGGAAUUACUAAGUUUUUUUCCUUAGGGGAUAGCACUGGUUGCAUUAAAUGAUGAUGUUUAGUUUUGCAAUGAAAAUAUGAAAAAGAUUUUUGUUUAAGGUGGAAAUCAAUAAUCUAUUUUAUAAUCAAUAUUUAGUUUGGAAGAACAAUAGGUAGUAGAAUAAGCAGAGAAAUAAUCAAUAGAAUAACCAAAAUAAUCAAUGAGUUCAUUUUCAACAUUUCAACCUGUACCUAUAUAGAAGACUUAAUUUAUAAAUGCAGCUAGAUCUUAAAAUAAAUAAUCAGGAACAGUUAUAUAAUAGAAAUUAAAAGAAAUGCCAUUACCAAGAGCCAAAACAUAGCAUAAAUAAGAUACAUUAAAAUUAUAGGAUACUUUUAUUACUGAUUGUUGUGUAAGAUGAUCUUAAUAAUUGUUUAGGUAAUUGAAUAAGAGAUUCAAUUUAUGAAGAAGUAGAUUUAAAGAAAAGAAGUAUAGAAUUUAAUGAAAACUACUCAUGUAUAAGAACAUAUUGUUGUAUUGGGAUAUAUUAGAUCAGAGAAAUAAAAACGUAGAUAAAUAGAAAUUAAGUUGUAUAUUACAUUAAUAAAUGAUUGUCCUUUCAUUUUAAUAGUUGCACGAGAUAUAACUCAUAGAGAUUAUAUUAGAUCAUUAAAAAAUUAUAGUAAUUAGAAAUCAAAAAUGUUGGCUUUUGUUAGUCAUGAAUAUAGAACUCCUUUGAAUUGUAUAAUAGAUUAAUUAAAUGAGAGUUUAAGAGAUGAAUGUAGAAAUAGAUCAGAAACUAUAUUUUGUGAGAAAGAUAAAGAGAUUCAUAAACAUGUAAAAGUUGCUUUACAUACAGCUAAAUAAUUGUUGAAUCUUUCUGAUGAUCUUCUUGAUUUAGCUUAGAUUAGAGAAGGUAAAUUUUAGGCAGUUAAAAAAAAGUUUAAUUUAAAGAAUAUGAUGAAAAGUUGUCUUGAAUUAUUUUCUGCUACUGCUGAAAAAUAAUAAAUAGUUUUGUCUUUAAAUUAUAAUGCACAUGUACCAAAGAUAAUAGAAUAAGAUUCAAAUAGAAUUAAAUAAAUAAUUAUGAAUUUAUUAGGAAAUGCAUUUAAAUUCACUUAAAAAGGAAAUAUUACAUUAGAAGUAACUUAAGGAUAAGAUAGAAAGAAAAUAACUAUUUCUGUAAUAGAUACAGGUAUAGGUAUUUCAGAUGAUGAUAAAAUUAAAUUAUUUAAAGCAUUUGCAAAAGGUAAUAGUGAAGAGAGUAAAAAAAUGAAUACAUAAGGUGUUGGAUUAGGAUUAUUAAUCAGUAAUUAAAUAUUAUAAAAUCUUAAUGGAGAUAUUUAAAAUGGAUUAAAACUACAUUCUUAAUUAAAUAAAGGAUCUACAUUUUAUUUUACUAUAUAAAUUUGUGAUGUACAAGAAACAUUUUCAUUACAUGAUUUAUAAGAACAUAAUUAAGAAAGUGAAAAUUCAGAAUAAAAUUCUUAUUUUAUUCCUGAUGAUGAAAAACCUUAAUAAUUGAGAAUUAUAACAAAGAAUUUAAAUAUUAAAGCAUCAACAAAAGUUUCGAUUGGAGAUCCAAAAAUAUUAAUUGUAGAUGAUGUAUAAUUAAAUGUUGAAAUGAUUGCACGUAUGAUAUAAGAUACAGCUGUAGAUUGGGCUUUAAAUGGAUAUUAAGCAAUAUAAAAAUGUAAAGAAAGAAUCAAACAUAAUCAGGAAUUUUAUAAGGUUAUACUUAUGGAUUUAGAAAUGCCUAUUAUGAAUGGAUUUUAAGUAUCUAAAGCAAUUAUUACUUUAUGUUCUGAAUUAGGAGCAUCUACAACAAUUAUUGGGUGUUCGGCGUAUGACUCAGAGGAGUAGAUGCAAGAAUGUUUAAAAGUAGGAAUGACAGCAUACUUAUAAAAACCUGUUGAAUAGAAAGCACUUAAAAAAAUCUUAUUUAAGUAUCUAUGA
Molecule: messenger RNA, 2513 nt
Organism: Paramecium primaurelia
Lineage: Eukaryota; Ciliophora; Oligohymenophorea; Peniculida; Parameciidae
Source: the annotation of a GenBank genome assembly